AUGACACAACCCGUAGUUGUUCAGUCACUCCAAACUCCAUUUUCUAUCGAACCAUAUGACAAAAAUAUCAAAUGGAGCCGUUGGGUUGAUAGAUUUGAGACUGCGAUUGCCCUUUUUGACCACCCUAUUGAAAAAAAGGUCAAAUUGCUCCUCCACUACAUGGGAAGUGAAGCAUACAACGUUCUUUGCGAUAAAGUGUCACCAGACAAACCAUCAACCAAAUCCUAUGACGACAUCAUUAAAACUUUAUCCGAGUUCUUCGACCCAACUCCAAAUGAAAUAUUGGAAAACUAUCGCUUACAUUUGCGAAAACAGCAGGACGAAGAAACCUGUGAAGAAUUUCUGAAUGCACUUAGGCGUUUAUCAAUUGGGUGUAAGUUUGGUUCAUACUUACAAACCGCUUUACGAAACCAAUUUGUAUUUGGUCUAAAAAAUCAACGCAUUCAAAAUCGGCUUCUAGAAAAAGAACAACUUACUCUAUCGUCAGCACUAGACACCGCCAAGGCCAUAGAGGUAUCAGAAAAAGGUGGUGCGGAGUUACACAAAGAGAAAGAAUUGACAUCUGAUGUGAAUUUCGUAAAAGAAAAUAACAAAAAGAAAAAAAACACUUGGGAAAAUAAAUCAAGUACAAAUCCAAUAAGAACAUCGUCAUCGACGAAUUUUGUUUGUUAUCGGUGUAACAGCACGGAGCAUUUAGCAACCAAAUGCAAGUAUAAAAACUCAAUGUGCUCAUACUGCAAUACAAAGGGGCAUCUACAGCGAGCUUGUUUUAAGAUGAGACGAAAUGGAAGAGGAGCUACAAAUCAAUUAGAAGAAGAGACCGGUGCCGAGAACAUUUGUGUUGAUGAAAUCUGCCACAUAUCAGAUGAGCUUUUACAAAUCGACGACCCAAGCCAGGUAACACUUCGUUCCAAAAUGUGUUGCGAACUUAUUGUUAAUGACAUUCCUUUUAUUUUUCAAAUAGAUACUGGGUCACCUGUAACUGUUGUCGGUCUAUCAGAUGCAAAGAAACAAUUUGGCAAACUUCAUUUACAAGAAAACGAUACGGAGCUGGUUAGUUUUUGCGGAAAGAAGCUGGAAUGCUUUGGUUAUGUUAACGUCAAGGUUAAAACAAAGCAAAACGUGGUUAACCUCAAAAUGUACAUCGUUCGAUCGCAACGAAACCCUUUGCUGGGUCGUGAAUGGCUUCGACAGAUCAAAUUAGAUUGGGGUCAACUUUUCGAAAAACAAUUAGAUACAGUAAUGCAAAUACAACAAGACAAAGCUAAAUUCUCAGUAAUUGACGAACUAGUUAAUAAGUACCCUAAGGUAUUUUCCAAAACAGCAGGAAAAAUCACAGGAAUACAGGCACGGUUACAUAUGAAAGAAAAUGCCUCCCCGAUUUUCAUCAAAGCGCGUCGCGUGGCAUUUCCAUUAAUAAAAGCGGUUGAAGAUGAACUGGAGAAGUUAGUGGCAAGCGAUAUUUUGGAACCAGUGGAUACGUGUGAGUGGGCUACACCGAUAGUUGCUGUUCGCAAGCGAAAUAACCAAGUUCGAAUCUGUGGCGAUUAUAAAGCCACAGUCAACAAAUUUUUAAAUAUCGAUGAAUAUCCGUUGCCAUCAAUUGAUGAACUAUUCACCUCAAUGGCUGGGGGAAAAAAAUUUACAAAAAUCGACCUGUCCAAAGCCUACUUGCAGUUAGAAAUACACCCAGAUGAUCGUGAUUAUCUAACGUUGAGCACCCAUAAAGGGUUAUAUCGGCCUAAAAGAAUGAUGUUUGGGAUAGCGUGUGCACCAGCAAAAUGGCAACGGCAUAUGGAGCAAGUUUUGAGUGAUAUCCCAGGUGUAAAAGUGUUUUUAGAUGACAUAAAAAUCACAGCGGAAAAUGAUUCGGUUCACUUACAGCGUUUGGAAGAAGUACUUCGAAGAUUAAAUCAUUACAAUAUGCGAGUGAAUUUGGAUAAGUCUGAAUUUAUGGUAGAUCGUAUAGAAUAUUGUGGGUAUAUGAUAGACUGCAAUGGAAUUCAUAAAAUGAGAAGCAAAAUUGACGCGAUACAAAACAUGAAACAGCCAAGCAAUAAAGACGAAGUAAGAGCUUUCGUGGGUCUCAUAAAUUACUAUGGAAGAUUUUUAAAAGGGUUGAGUACGAUUUUAUAUCCUAUAAAUAACCUUUUAAAGGACAAGGUAUUUUUUUAUUGGGAUGAGGAUUGUGAAAAAUCAUUUCAAUCAGUAAAAAAACAGAUGCAGUCAGAUGUGAUAUUAGCCCAUUACGAUCCAAAAUUGCCAUUAAUACUGGCAACAGAUGCUAGUCCAUACGGAGUGGGUGCAGUUCUCAGCCAUGUCUACCCAGAUAAGAGCGAAAGGCCUAUUCAAUACGCAUCACAAACACUAUCAAAAGUUCAACAAAAAUACAGUCAAGUGGAUAGGGAAGCAUACGCGAUCAUCUUUGGUAUUAAAAAAUUCUACCAGUACGUGUAUGCUAGGCGAUUUACUUUAGUCACUGACAACAAGCCAAUAUCCCAGAUUUUGUCACCACAUAGAGGACUACCAACACUUUCAGCUACACGUAUGCAACAUUAUGCAAUUUUUCUUGAAUCAUUUGACUAUGACAUUCGGUAUAGAAAAUCAAAAGAAAAUGCAAAUGCCGAUGCAAUGUCACGUUUACCUGUAGCAGAAAAGUACAAUGCCAUUGAGGAAAUCGAUUUACUUGAAGUUGACGCCAUCACGAAAUUGCCUGUUACAGUGGAUCAAUUAAGCAAAGCAACUGAAAGAGAUGAGCAAGUUAAAACUUUAAUAAAGGCAUUGCAGUUCGGGAGGGAAUGUGAUUCCAAGGACAGAUUUGGAAUUAAUCAAACCGAAUUUGCGAUGCAGCAGGGGUGUUUAAUGAGAAACAUACGAGUAUAUGUACCGAAGGAGUUAAGAGCACGAGUCUUAGCCGAAUUACACUCUUCUCAUUUUGGAAUGACCAAAAUGAAAACACUGGCCAGAGGAUAUUGCUGGUGGCAAAAUAUGGAUCGUGAUAUCGAGCAAAUGGUGAUGAACUGCACAGACUGUCAACUUACACGACCAGAAGCAAACAAAAUUCAACCCACACAUUUCUGGGAAAUGCCGGGAAAGCCGUUUGAGCGGGUACAUGCAGAUUUCGCUGGCCCAUUUAGAGGUAAUUACUUUUUUAUUCUAGUUGAUGCCUUCACUAAGUGGCCAGAGGUGCACGUAAUCCCAAAUUUGACGACAGAAAUAACGAUACAAAAAUGUCGAGAAAUUUUCAGUACAUUUGGCUUACCGAAAAUAUUUGUUAGCGAUUGGGGAUCACAGUUCAUGGCGGAUAGUUUUCAGAGAUUUUUGAAAAACAAUGGCAUUCAGCACAAGCAAGGUGCUCCAUACCACCCAUCGACAAAUGGUCUUGCCGAACGUUAUGUGCAAACCUUUAAAAACAAACUUAAAGCAAUUAAUUGUAACAAAAAGUUAAUAAGUCAAGAAUUAUCAAACAUUUUAUUCGCUUACAGACGUGCUAUACAUCCAGCUACUGGGAAAUCUCCAUCAAUGCUCAUGUUUGGACAUCAAAUAAGAACGCGCCUGGACUUAAUGCUACCAGUUGAAAACAAAAUACAUCGAAAUAAUUUCAAUGAGAACAUCAAACCCAAAUUUGUAUUAAAUGAAAGGGUUGCAGUGCGAGAUUAUUUAUCAGCAGUUAAAUGGAAAUUCGGUAAAGUGAUUGAAAUAGUCGGACAAUUACAUUUCAUGGUGAAGUUAGAUGAUGGGCGAAUCUGGAAAAGGCAUACCGAUCAAAUGCGCAAGGUUGGUGAAGAGGUGAGAUCUAGAGAACUAUUUAUAUGCAACAAGGAAAAUGAUAUCAUUGAGGAGGAGAACGAAGGUCCAAGUACAUCAAUGGAAUUACCAAUUAAACCACAAAGAACCACUAGUAUAGCAACAGAGACAACGGAGGUGCCAAUAGUUUCUGAGGCAGGCGAUGAACCGGCAGCGGAUGCAGGAGGUUCAGGUAAGGAAAAUAAUCAGGAAGUGUUAAGACGAUCAGAGAGACAAAGAAGGAAACCGGAUAAAUGGGGUUACGAGAAGAUAUAA
Molecule: messenger RNA, 4062 nt
Organism: Eupeodes corollae
Lineage: Eukaryota; Metazoa; Arthropoda; Insecta; Diptera; Syrphidae
Exons: 1
Coding region: 1-4062 (1353 amino acids)
Biological process (GO): DNA integration
Molecular function (GO): nucleic acid binding; zinc ion binding
Source: RefSeq, a predicted model, not a curated record